CAUCCAGUUCAUCGUGGGACCCCUCCCUCCUUCCCUGUCGGCCAUCGCUUCGAUCCGGCCGAGUCAUUUCGCCGUAAAAAGAUCAUCACUUCGUGAUCCGUUUCUGCUGCUACUGCUCUCUUCAAUCUCAACGAGGCACGCACGCGCUGUCAGUCUGUCACUAGCAUCUGCCGUGUCAGCGAAAGACAUGGCCACUGCGAAGAAGAAGAUCAUCAUCGACACCGACCCCGGCAUCGACGACGCCAUGGCGAUCUUCGUCGCGCUGCAGUCGCCGGAGGUAGAGGUGAUCGGCCUCACCACCAUAUACGGGAACGUCUACACGACCCUGGCCACCAGGAACGCCUUGCAUCUGCUGGAGGUUGCAGGACGGACCGACAUCCCUGUGGCUGAAGGGUCCCAUGUGACAAUUACCAAAGGUACAAAGCUUCGAAUUGCGGAUUUUGUCCAUGGCGCCGAUGGACUUGGCAAUCAAAACUUCCCACCACCAAAAGGAAAACCAAUAGAACAGUCGGCAGCCACUUUUCUCAUUGAGCAAGCAAACCUUUAUCCUGGGGAAGUUACUGUGGUUGCAUUGGGCCCUCUCACAAAUAUUGCACUGGCUCUUGAACAAGAUCCAACCUUUUCAAAAAAGAUUGGGCAGAUCGUGCUUCUUGGUGGAGCUUUUUCUGUGAAUGGCAAUGUGAAUCCAGCAGCUGAAGCCAACAUUUUUGGCGACCCAGAUGCUGCAGACAUUGUAUUUACCAGUGGAGCUGAUGUUCUGGCUAUAGGAAUAAAUGUAACCCAUCAAGUUGUUUUGACAGAUGCAGAUAGAGAUAAGUUGGUCCAAUCAAAUGGAAGAUUUGCUCAAUACCUCUCCAGAAUCUUGGAAGUGUACUUUGCCUAUCACCAUGAAGCAUACUUCACCAGAGGAGUUUACCUCCACGAUCCAACAACAAUAAUUGCAGCUUUGAACCCUUCACUUUUAACUUUCACUGAAGGUGUGGUUAGAGUGCAAACGACCGGUAUCACAAGAGGGCUCACUAUACUAUAUAAUGGACAGAAAAGGUUCGGUGAACACACGGAAUGGUCUGACAAACCGAAGGUGAAGGUGGCGGUGACUGUUGACGCUCCUCUGUCGUGAAAUUAGUCCUGGAUCGACUCAUGGAGUCCUGACUUCAGAAGGCGCCAGGUAAUUGAUUGAAUGAAUCGGGUAAAGCUCAUUGUAAACAAAUAACAGCUUUGUUCGAAGGUCACAGUGCUAGAUGAUUUGCUCAGAUGAGCGGAAUAAAAAUGCCAGUUGCCAAUGGCGGAUUCAGAAAUUCCUUUGGUCUGUGCUCAUUGCCACUGACUGGAACGUCUGAUUUGGUUUUCUUGUAUCAUGUUGAAGUGACCGUUUGCUUCUUGCAAUAAUGUUGUCCCAUUGCUGCGUCCGACUGACCAUCAUAAUUUGGCAUGUCGCUUGAGAUGAAACUUUUCCCUUAUCGCCUUGUUAAA
Messenger RNA from Eucalyptus grandis, 1473 nucleotides. Its product is annotated as probable uridine nucleosidase 2. The record is from RefSeq and is a predicted model, not a curated record. Gene Ontology annotation, molecular function: purine nucleosidase activity. The transcript is spliced from 9 exons. The coding region runs from base 188 to 1120 and encodes 310 amino acids. Gene Ontology annotation, biological process: purine nucleoside catabolic process. Gene Ontology annotation, cellular component: cytosol. Lineage: Eukaryota; Viridiplantae; Streptophyta; Magnoliopsida; Myrtales; Myrtaceae.